GAUGCUUCUAACGAGUGAAAUUGAUGAAGUUUUAACUCCAUUGAAGAGAGACGAUGUAGAGACCGCCGAUGAACGUCGAGAGAGGAACAAGCGUAUGUUAAAGACAAUUUCGGAAACUAUAAACAAUACACAGAAUCAAAAACCUUGGAUAGAAAGAGUUUUCAACAAAAGAGAAUGUUGCGAGUUUAUACCAGCUAUUAAAGACCGUAAUCGUUGUGGAUGCGGUAGACUUUGUACAGAUCAUAGUUUUCUGAACUUGAAGAGAGAUGCAACAGCAAUUUCUCCUUCAUUCUCAGGCGAUAGCAGAUGGAUUCCAAAGAAACACUCAAUUCUUAUGCCUACAGAUGCCUAUGGCGUUAUAGAAUUUGAAGGCGGUUGCCAUCCAAGUAAGGCCCAGUACGUUCGUCUUGCGCACGAUACCUCGGCAGAAAACAUUAUAAGACUCUUACAGACCCAGUGGGGUUUGGGAGUAAUGAAACACGUUGGUGAAGCUCUUGGUGACACGCUUAGUCAAUCCCGAAAUAAAAUUGUUACUAUCGGUAUAGCUCCUUGGGGCGUCAUUGAAAACAAAAAUGAAUUAAUUAGUAGAGAUAAAGUUAUAUCUUAUCACGCUGGUUCUUCAUCCAAGUCAAAUUCUGUAAUGCUAAAUUCAAAUCACGCUUAUUUCCUUUUGGUCGAUAAUGGAACGGACGGAAAAUUUGGUAGUGAUAUUGCUUUGAGGAAGAAACUUGAAAAAUUUAUAUCCCAACAGAAGAUUAUAACAAGGAGUGGAGUUAAAAAUUAUAGCACUCCGGUCGUUUGUUUAACUCUUGAAGGUGGAACAAACACAAUACGAAACGUUCUCGAAUAUUCAACUGAUAAACCACCAGUACCUGUUGUUGUUUGUGAUGGAAGUGGUAGAGCGUCUGAUCUUUUAGCCUUUGCUCAUAAAUUUACGAAGGAUGAAGAAUCACUUCAAGAUGGUUUAAAAGAUCAAUUAAUUCUUACAAUUGAGAAAACUUUUAAAUACUCUCGCGAUUCUGCUGAACAGUUGUUGCUAGAAUUAUUAGUCUGCGUUAGGAAAAAAGAUCUGAUUACCGUCUUCAGGCUUACUGAAGGCAGUCAAGAUAUUGAUUUAGCUAUUCUCGGUGCUUUACUAUUAGCACAAAAAGCGAGUGCUGUUGAUCAGCUAAGUCUAGCAUUGACAUGGAAUAGAGUAGAUAUAGCCCGAAGUCACAUCUUUGCGUGCGUUCAAGAAUGGCCUACAGGAGCACUUGAUCAGGCAAUGAUGGACGCUCUUGUGCAAGAUAGAGUCGAUUUUGUUCAAUUACUCUUGGAAAACGGAAAACAAGACACGUCCAGUACAACUUUUCGACUCAUUAUGAAAGAUGUGAGAAAAUCGUAUGCACCUGGCUACCGUUACACCUUGUUCGAUGUUGGACAAGUUAUCGAACGCUUAAUGGGUGGAGCAUAUAGAGCUACAUACUGUCGAAAACAUUUUCGAAAUAUCUAUAAUACUGUUGUUAAGAAGAAGAGCUCUUCUACUGCUGGAAUUGGUGGAACGAAUUUAAGUAAAAAGGUUGAAGAUACAAUGGUUCAGAAUAUCAGCAGUAUUUUACAACUGAGCGAUAUACCUCUCGGAACAAUCGAUAUGCAAGUAUUAGAGAAUGACGCUUUGAAAUAUCCCUUCCAUGAAUUAAUGGUUUGGGCUGUUUUAAUGAGAAGAUAUAAAAUGGCUAAAUUCAUGUGGCAACAUGGGGAAGAAGCCUUGGCAAAAGCUUUAAUUGCCUGUAAAUUGCUCAAAGCAAUGGCUCAUGAAGCGGCUCAGGAUGAAUUAGAAUUUGAUGUUGCGAAUGAAAUUAGAGGAGCUAGUAGAGAAUUUGGAGAAUUGGCAUUGGAGUUAUUAGAAUACUGCCAUAAAACUGAUGACGACGUUACUCAGAGUAUUUUAACAUACGAACUCAGAAAUUGGAGUGAUCAGACUUGCUUAAGUCUUGCAUACGCCGCUGGACUAAGAGAAUUCAUAGCUAAUUCGUGCUGCCAGAUUUUACUUACAGAAAUGUGGAUGGGGGCCUUACGUAUGCGUAAGUACAUGACUUUAAAGGUGAUACUAGGGAUCGUCUUCUUACCUGCAGUUUUUCUUAUGGAAUAUAAAUCAAAAGAGGAAUUACAGCUGAUGCCACAAACCGUCGAAGAACAUGAGAAGAACGAUUCCGAUUCAGAGACAUCGGAGACAAACGAAGAAGAGGUCACUGAUACAAAGGGAAAUAGUAACAAGAAUAGUACCAGUGUAAAUCAAUCAGCCUCUCUUAUAAAAGGAAUUAAUAGAGAUACCAGUGAUAAUCUUAUUGUUAGCGAUACAUCAAUAAUAGGUGGAAAGUAUACAAAGAAAACUUCUUACAAUAAGAAAAGUCCUCUAAGACUGGGAAAGAAGAUCUAUGAAUUUUAUACAGCACCUGUAACAAAAUUUUGGUCGCAUACGCUUGCCUACAUUGUUUUUAUGAUCGUAUUCACCUAUGUUGUAUUGGUUCGAAUGGAUCGCCACGUUGAAUUGCAAGAAGCCUACGUAAUAACCUAUGUGUUUACUUUGGCAAUUGAAAAAACCAGAGAGGUCAUUUCCUCGGAACCGGUAAAACUCUCUCAAAAAAUUCUAGUCUACUUUUCCGAGUUUUGGAACAUAUGCGAUACACUUGCUAUUAUUCUUUUUAUUAUAGGCGUUUCUUUUAGACUGAAUCCCGACACAAAAGCUAUUGGAAAAGUGAUCUAUUCUGUCGAUAUAAUAUUAUGGUACAUAAGAAUUUUAGAUAUUUUUAGUGUGAACAAAUAUUUGGGUCCUUACGUAAUGAUGAUUGGAAAGAUGGUAAAGGACAUGCUUUAUUUUAUUGUUAUUCUUUUGGUUGUAUUAAUGAGCUUUGGUGUGGCACGUCAGUCUAUAACUUAUCCCAAUCAGGACCCUGAUUGGUCUUUACUAAAGCAUAUUUUUUUAAAACCCUAUUUUAUGUUAUACGGGGAAGUCUAUGCAGGAGAAAUUGAUCCUGCUGAUUGCGUAAAUAAUCCACAAAGUAAAGAUGAUAUUAAAUGUGUUCCCGGUAUGUGGAUAACGCCCGCAAUAAUGACAAUUUUUCUGAUAGUUGCAAAUAUUCUUCUUAUUAAUCUUCUUAUUGCCGUUUUCAAUAACACUUUUAACCGUGUCAAUGCAAUAUCAACUGCAAUCUGGAAAUUCCAGAGAUAUAAUUUGGUGAUAGAAUAUGAAAUGAAACCUCUUCUACCGCCCCCCGUAAUAGUUUUUUCUCAUAUUUUUCUUGCCAUAAAAUAUUUUAAAGGACGAUGUAGGGGCCAACGAGAAUUUUUCGAUAACGGAUUAAAGCUUUUCCUUGGGAAGGAGGAGGUGGAAAGAUUGCAUGAUUUCGAAGAAGAAUGCGUUGAUGAAUAUUUCAGAAAGAAAGAAUCUCACUUUCAAUCUUCCACCGAGCAAAAGAUAAGGGCAACUGAUGAACGAGUCGAGAAUAUUGCAUUAAAAGUCGAUGAUAUGAAUACAAAAGAAAAUUCGAUGAUGUUGUCUUUACAAACUGUUGAUUUUCGUUUAGCUAAAUUAGAAGAGAUAACUUUACAGACGGCAGAAACUAUAGCUUUCUUGGCAAGAAAGUUUGGUGAUGAUGAAAAUAUACAAGAAAGUCAAAAACGAAAGAAGAAAUUAUCUGGUCCUCGUCUGGAAAGAUCUGUAACUAUUGCUGAGCCACCUGCAUCGUCUUCAUCACAUGUUUUAGAUAGUUUUUCUUUACUACCCCCUUUACAUUCUCACGGCUUAAAUGCAGUGGAGAUGAAGAUUGGGAGUCGACGAACGAAAGGCCCUUAUCCGGCCAGCGAGUUAUAUCAAAGACGGCGUGUUAGGGCGUUAAAUCGCCUAAAAUACAAACAGAGCGAAGAACCUGAAGCGAUAAAAAAAGCGCGAACAGCUUCUGAAAGGAGAAAGUCGACAAGAGACAGUAGGCAAAGUUCAAAAGUCCUUUUUAGUGAUGAUUCGUCUCCGUGUAUAUCCCCAUCUAACUCGCCUCCUAGAGGACGACGUCGCACGCCUAGUGAAAGCUCAACAACGCGACAUUUCCACUGGAAAGUUGGAAACUCAAAUAAGAAAUCAGAAGAUAUUCAAUCUAAUACAGAUAAUAGAACAUCUGCCAUACCAGUACCAUUUACGCCUAUUAUAACGCCUGUACGUCAAGAAUAUUCUUCGAUAACGGACGAAAUUGAUACAUCUUGCCUAAACUACGUGUCUCCUAAUAACUCGCCGAACACACCUAGACAGCACAUUUUUGAAAGGCAUACGAUGCGAGGAGCGGAAGAAACCGAGCAUGCUGAAAUGGAAAAGUCAUUUAGGAAACGUUUGCAUCAAAUUUCUUUAACUGAGAGCGAUAGUAUUGCUGAUAUGGCAAUGUUUGCUCUAGAAGUUCACGAAAACCAAUCACCUAACCAUUCGCCGCUGUCAAAGAUGAAAUCCUGUUACUCUCUUGAAGAUCGACUUUCAUGGGAUGAGGAAAAUACUCUUUGUAAAAGUAGAUCCGAUCCCUGCUUUAACCCUGAAGAUCAGCGAAGUGAAGCUGAGCAAGAGCAUAUUUGCUAA
Molecule: messenger RNA, 4597 nt
Organism: Dimorphilus gyrociliatus
Lineage: Eukaryota; Metazoa; Annelida; Polychaeta; Dinophilidae
Source: the annotation of a GenBank genome assembly